GAGGGCGGGGGCGCCGGAAAGCCGGGUCGCCCACACUCGCCUCAGCCACCUCGGCCGCGGCAGGAACCGAAACCCGGAGCGGCCGAAGCUCAGCGCCCCGCUGGGACCGAGGGUCGCGGCGGCUGGAAACGUCGCUCUCCAGCGCACCGGCCGCUCCCAGCGCAGCGCGCUCCGCCGGGUGCUGAUCUGCCUCUUCUCCAAGGAACUCAACCACUAGUGACAAUGACCAGCCUCCUGACCACUCCUUCUCCGAGAGAACUGAUGACCACCCCAAUUUUACGGCCCACUGAGGCCCUGUCCCCAGAAGAUGGAGCCAGCACAGCACUCAUUGCAGUUGUUAUCACCGUGGUCUUCCUCACCCUGCUCUCGGUCGUGAUCUUGAUCUUCUUUUACCUGUACAAGAACAAAGGCAGCUACGUCACCUAUGAACCUACAGAAGGCGAGCCCAGUGCCAUCGUCCAGAUGGAGAGUGACUUGGCCAAGGGCAGGGAGAAGGAGGAAUAUUUCAUCUAAUGACUCCCGGGCCCCAAGGAGCUUAUUCCUGGCUCCAGCGCUAACAUAUUGACUGCUUAUUACGGGAAAGUUUUCUCUGAAGCCAGGGAGAAGCAUUGAUUGAUGUGGGCAAAUCCAAGCUCCAGCCAGGUCGCAGUCCCAAAUGCCGACAUCACUGACUCCAGGGACCAGGGACAUGGAGAAAGCUGUUUAUGGUAUCUUUAACCAGGCCCUCUUCUCAGAGCUGGUGUUUGUGACUGGUCAAAAAGAUGGGGCUAUAUGAGGGGACAUCUGAGUAUGUGCCCAGUCAUCUUUUUUCACAGGUUGAAGGGAGAGAAAAGAGUGUUAGGGCCAUUGGCUGCUCUACUCUGUCCCCUACCUGGUUACCUAGUGAUAGCCCCAGUGGAGAUAAUGUCCAUACAAGGUCUUCCCAGAGGCUGGAUACCACAGUAAAAGGCCAGGCCAGGAGGGGUAGGAGACUCUGGAGAUCUUACCUCCUGAUAAAUGUGCUACAUCCCCUAAUCUGAGCCCUUCCUUUCCGUGUUCCCCGACAACCUCAUGCUUACGUGAUUUUUAUCCAAAUUAAAAUUUUUCAUUGCUACGGAAGUC
This is a messenger RNA of Cercocebus atys (sooty mangabey), 1101 nucleotides long. RefSeq names its product small cell adhesion glycoprotein (gene SMAGP). NCBI's taxonomy places the organism in Eukaryota, Metazoa, Chordata, Mammalia, Primates, Cercopithecidae. The coding region runs from base 223 to 513 and encodes 96 amino acids. The transcript is spliced from 4 exons. The record is from RefSeq and is a predicted model, not a curated record.